GCGCUCUGCAUAGCGGCCGGCAGGGUGCGGGCGGCCGGCGCGCCAAGCGGGUUAGGCAGGUUCCGGGGCCCUCCGCCCCCCCCUCCGCCUCCCCGCCCCCCUGUGUUGUCGCCUCUCCCUCUCGCUGCUUCACUUCACGGGGCGAACAUGGCGCACAGCUGUCGGUGGCGCUUCCCCGCCCGACCCGGGACCACCGGGGGCGGCGGCGGCGGGGGGCGCCGGGGCCUAGGGGGCGCCCCGCGGCAACGCAUCCCGGCCCUGCUGCUUCCCCCCGGGCCCCCGGUCGGCGGCGGCGGCCCCGGGGCGCCCCCCUCCCCCCCGGCUGUGGCGGCCGCGGCGGCGGCGGCGGGAAGCAGCGGGGCUGGGGUUCCAGGGGGAGCGGCCGCCGCCUCAGCAGCCUCUUCGUCGUCCGCCUCGUCUUCGUCUUCGUCAUCGUCCUCAGCCUCCUCCGGGCCGGCCCUGCUCCGGGUGGGCCCGGGUUUCGACGCGGCGCUGCAGGUCUCGGCCGCCAUCGGCACCAACCUGCGCCGGUUCCGGGCCGUGUUUGGGGAGAGCGGCGGAGGAGGCGGCAGCGGAGAGCUAACAACACAGAUCCCAUGUAGUUGGAGAACCAAAGGCCUCAUACAUGACAAAAAGACUGAACCGUUCAGGUUACUUGCAUGGAGUUGGUGCUUAAAUGAUGAGCAGUUCUUAGGUUUUGGCUCAGAUGAAGAAGUCAGAGUACGAAGUCCCACAAGGUCUCCUUCAGUUAAAACUAGUCCUCGAAAACCUCGUGGGAGACCUCGAAGUGGCUCUGACCGAAAUCCAGCUAUCCUCUCAGAUCCGUCUGUGUUCUCCCCGCUAAGUAAAUCAGAGACCAAAUCUGGAGAUAAGAUCAAGAAGAAAGAUUCUAAAAGCAUAGAAAAGAAGAGAGGAAGACCUCCCACCUUCCCUGGAGUAAAAAUAAAAAUAACACAUGGAAAGGACAUUUCAGAGUUACCAAAGGGAAACAAAGAAGAUAGCCUGAAAAAAAUUAAACGGACACCAUCUGCUACCUUUCAGCAAGCCACAAAGAUUAAAAAAUUAAGAGCAGGUAAACUCUCUCCUCUCAAGUCUAAGUUUAAGACAGGGAAGCUUCAACUAGGAAGGAAGGGGGUACAAAUUGUACGGCGGCGAGGAAGGCCUCCAUCGACAGAAAGGGUAAAGACCCCUUCAGGUCUCCUCAUUAACUCCGAACUGGAAAAGCCCCAGAAGGUCCGGAAGGACAAGGAAGGAACACCUCCACUCACAAAAGAAGAUAAGACAGUAGUCAGACAAAGCCCUCGAAGGAUUAAGCCGGUUAGGAUUAUUCCUUCUUCUAAAAGGACAGAUGCAACAAUUGCUAAGCAGCUCUUGCAGAGGGCAAAAAAGGGGGCGCAAAAGAAAAUUGAGAAAGAAGCAGCUCAGCUGCAAGGAAGAAAGGUGAAGACGCAGGUCAAAAAUAUUCGACAGUUCAUCAUGCCUGUGGUCAGUGCCAUCUCCUCACGGAUCAUUAAGACCCCUCGGCGGUUUAUAGAGGAUGAGGAUUAUGACCCUCCAAUUAAAAUUGCCCGACUAGAGUCUACACCGAAUAGUAGAUUCAGUGCCACGUCCUGUGGAUCUUCUGAAAAAUCAAGUGCAGCUUCUCAGCACUCUUCUCAAAUGUCUUCAGACUCCUCCCGAUCUAGUAGCCCCAGUGUCGAUACCUCCACAGACUCUCAGGUCUCUGAGGAGAUUCAGGUACUUCCUGAAGAGCGGAGCGAUACCCCCGAAGUUCGUCCUCCACUGCCUAUUUCCCAGUCCCCAGAAAAUGAUGGUAAUGACAGGAGAAGCAGAAGGUAUUCAGUGUCAGAGAGAAGUUUUGGAUCUAGAACAGCUAAAAAGUUAUCAGCUCUACAAAGUGCCCCCCAGCAGCAGACCUCUUCCUCUCCACCUCCGCCUCUGCUGACCCCGCCCCCACCGCUGCAGCCAGCCUCCAGUAUCUCUGACCACACACCUUGGCUUAUGCCUCCAACAAUCCCUUUAGCAUCACCGUUUUUGCCUGCUUCUGCUGCUCCCAUGCAAGGGAAACGAAAAUCUAUUUUGCGGGAACCGACGUUUAGGUGGACUUCUUUAAAGCAUUCUAGGUCAGAGCCACAAUACUUUUCCUCAGCAAAGUAUGCCAAAGAAGGUCUUAUUCGCAAACCAAUAUUUGAUAAUUUCCGACCCCCUCCACUGACUCCCGAGGAUGUUGGCUUCGCGUCCGGUUUUUCUACAUCUGGUACUGCUGCUUCAGCCCGAUUGUUUUCACCACUCCAUUCUGGAACAAGGUUUGAUAUGCACAAAAGGAGCCCCCUUCUGAGAGCUCCAAGAUUUACUCCAAGUGAGGCUCACUCUAGAAUAUUUGAGUCUGUAACUUUGCCUAGUAAUCGAACUUCUGCUGGAACAUCUUCUUCAGGAGUGUCUAACAGAAAACGGAAAAGAAAAGUGUUUAGCCCUAUUCGAUCUGAACCAAGAUCUCCUUCUCACUCCAUGAGGACAAGAAGUGGAAGGCUUAGUACUUCUGAGCUGUCACCUCUCACCCCGCCGUCUUCUGUCUCUUCCUCGUUAAGCAUUUCUGUUAGUCCUCUUGCCACUAGUGCCUUAAACCCAACUUUCACUUUUCCUUCUCAUUCCCUGACUCAGUCUGGGGAAUCUGCAGAGAAAAACCAGAGACCAAGGAAGCAGACUAGUGCUCCAACAGAGCCAUUUUCAUCCAGUAGUCCUACUCCUCUCUUCCCCUGGUUUACCUCAGGCUCUCAGACUGAACGAGGGAGAAAUAAAGACAAGGCCCCUGAGGAGCUGUCCAAAGAUCGAGAUGCUGACAAGAGCAUGGAGAAGGACAAGAGUAGAGAGAGAGACCGGGAGAGAGAAAAAGAGAAUAAGCGGGAGUCAAGGAAAGAGAAAAGGAAAAAGGGAUCAGAAAUUCAGAGUAGUUCUGCUUUGUAUCCUGUGGGCAGGGUUUCCAAAGAGAAGGUUGUUGGUGAAGAUGUUGCCACCUCAUCUUCUGCCAAAAAAACGACAGGGCGGAAGAAGUCUUCAUCACUUGAUUCUGGGACUGAUAUUGCUUCUGUGACUCUUGGGGAUACAACAGCUGUCAAAACCAAAAUACUUAUAAAGAAAGGGAGAGGAAAUCUGGAAAAAACCAACUUGGACCUCGGCCCAACUGCCCCAUCCCUGGAGAAGGAGAAAACCCUCUGCCUUUCCACUCCUUCAUCUAGCACUGUUAAACAUUCCACUUCCUCCAUAGGCUCCAUGUUGGCUCAGGCAGACAAGCUUCCAAUGACUGACAAGAGGGUUGCCAGCCUCCUAAAAAAGGCCAAAGCCCAGCUCUGCAAAAUUGAGAAGAGUAAGAGUCUUAAACAAACUGACCAGCCCAAAGCACAGGGUCAGGAAAGUGAUUCCUCAGAGACCUCUGUGCGAGGACCCCGGAUUAAACAUGUCUGCAGAAGAGCUGCUGUUGCCCUUGGCCGAAAACGAGCUGUGUUUCCUGAUGACAUGCCCACCCUGAGUGCCUUACCAUGGGAAGAACGAGAAAAGAUUUUGUCUUCCAUGGGGAAUGAUGACAAGUCAUCAAUUGCUGGCUCAGAAGAUGCUGAACCUCUUGCUCCACCCAUCAAACCAAUUAAACCUGUCACCAGAAACAAGGCGCCUCAGGAACCUCCAGUCAAGAAAGGACGGCGGUCAAGGCGGUGUGGGCAGUGUCCUGGCUGCCAGGUGCCUGAGGACUGUGGUGUUUGUACUAAUUGCUUAGACAAGCCCAAGUUUGGUGGCCGCAAUAUAAAGAAGCAGUGCUGCAAGAUGAGGAAAUGUCAGAAUCUGCAGUGGAUGCCUUCCAAAGCCUACCUGCAGAAGCAAGCGAAAGCUGUGAAAAAGAAAGAGAAAAAGUCUAAGACCAGUGAAAAGAAAGAGAAUAAAGAAAGCAGUGUUGUGAAGAACCUGGUGGACUCUAGUCAGAAACCUACCCCUUCAGCGAGAGAGGAUCCUGCCCCCAAGAAAAGCAACAAUGAACCUGCACGAAAGCCCGUCGAAGACAAGAGCGAAGAAGGGAAUGCCUCUGCCCCAGGACCUGAACCCAAACAAGUUACCACUCCCACUGCCAGGAAGUCUGGCAAACAGGUUUCCCAGCCAGCACCGGUCAUCCCCCCACAGCCACCCAGCACAGCACCACCGAGGAAAGAAGUUCCCAAGACCACUCCUAGUGAGCCCAAGAAAAAGCAGCCUCCACCACCAGAGGCAGGUCCAGAGCAGAGCAAGCAGAAAAAAGUGGCUCCUCGCCCAAGUAUUCCUGUAAAACAAAAACCAAAAGAAAAGGAAAAACCACCUCCAGUCAAUAAGCAGGAGAACGCAGGCACUUUGAACAUCCUCAGCACUCUCUCCAAUGGCAAUAGUUCUAAGCAAAAAGUCCCAGCAGAUGGAGUCCACAGGAUCAGAGUGGACUUCAAGGAGGAUUGUGAAGCAGAAAAUGUGUGGGAGAUGGGCGGCCUGGGGAUCCUGACCUCUGUUCCUAUAACACCCAGGGUGGUUUGCUUUCUCUGUGCCAGCAGUGGGCAUGUCGAGUUUGUGUAUUGCCAAGUCUGUUGUGAACCCUUCCACAAGUUUUGUCUGGAGGAGAACGAGCGCCCCCUGGAGGACCAGCUGGAAAAUUGGUGUUGUCGUCGCUGCAAGUUCUGUCACGUGUGUGGAAGGCAGCAUCAGGCGACAAAGCAGCUGCUGGAGUGUAACAAGUGCCGAAACAGCUAUCACCCUGAGUGCCUGGGACCAAACUACCCCACCAAGCCCACCAAGAAAAAGAAAGUGUGGAUCUGUACCAAGUGUGUUCGCUGCAAGAGCUGUGGAUCCACAACUCCAGGCAAAGGGUGGGAUGCACAGUGGUCUCACGAUUUCUCACUGUGCCAUGAUUGUGCCAAACUCUUUGCUAAAGGAAACUUCUGCCCUCUCUGUGAUAAGUGUUACGAUGAUGAUGACUAUGAGAGUAAGAUGAUGCAAUGUGGGAAAUGUGAUCGCUGGGUCCAUUCCAAAUGUGAGAAUCUUUCAGGUACAGAAGAUGAGAUGUAUGAGAUUCUAUCUAAUCUGCCAGAAAGCGUGGCCUACACUUGUGUGAACUGUACUGAGCGGCACCCUGCGGAGUGGCGACUGGCCCUUGAGAAAGAGCUACAGAUCUCUCUGAAGCAGGUUCUGACAGCCUUGCUGAACUCUCGGACCACCAGCCACUUGCUACGCUACCGACAGGCUGCCAAACCUCCAGACUUAAAUCCCGAGACGGAGGAGAGCAUACCUUCCCGCAGCUCCCCAGAAGGACCUGACCCCCCAGUGCUGACUGAGGUCAGCAAACAGGAAGAUCAGCAGCCUCUAGACCUGGAGGGAGUCAAGAGGAAGAUGGACCAAGGGAGCUACACGUCUGUGUUGGAGUUCAGUGAUGAUAUCGUGAAGAUCAUUCAAGCAGCCAUUAAUUCAGAUGGAGGGCAGCCAGAGAUUAAGAAAGCCAACAGCAUGGUCAAGUCCUUCUUCAUUCGGCAAAUGGAACGUGUUUUUCCGUGGUUCAGUGUCAAAAAGUCCAGGUUUUGGGAGCCAAAUAAAGUUUCAAGCAACAGUGGGAUGUUACCAAACGCAGUGCUUCCACCUUCACUUGACCAUAAUUAUGCUCAGUGGCAGGAGCGAGAGGAAGACAGCCACACUGAGCAGCCUCCUUUAAUGAAGAAAAUCAUUCCAGCUCCCAAACCUAAAGGGCCCGGAGAACCAGACUCACCAACUCCUCCGCACCCUCCUACACCACCGAUUUUGAGUACUGAUAGGAGUCGAGAAGAUAGCCCAGAACUGAACCCACCCCCAGGCAUAGAAGAUAAUAGACAGUGUGCGUUAUGUUUGACGUAUGGUGAUGACAGUGCUAAUGAUGCUGGCCGUUUGCUAUACAUUGGCCAAAAUGAGUGGACACAUGUAAAUUGCGCCUUGUGGUCAGCAGAAGUGUUUGAAGAUGAUGAUGGGUCACUAAAGAAUGUGCAUAUGGCUGUGAUCAGGGGCAAGCAGCUGAGAUGUGAAUUCUGCCAAAAGCCAGGAGCCACUGUGGGUUGCUGCCUCACAUCCUGUACCAGCAACUACCACUUCAUGUGCUCCCGAGCCAAGAACUGUGUCUUUCUGGACGAUAAAAAAGUGUAUUGCCAACGACACCGGGAUUUGAUCAAAGGCGAGGUGGUUCCUGAGAAUGGAUUUGAAGUUUUUAGAAGAGUGUUUGUGGACUUUGAAGGAAUCAGCUUGAGAAGGAAGUUUCUCAAUGGCCUGGAACCAGAAAACAUCCACAUGAUGAUUGGCUCCAUGACAAUUGACUGCUUAGGAAUUCUGAAUGAUCUCUCUGACUGUGAAGAUAAGCUCUUUCCUAUUGGAUAUCAGUGUUCCAGGGUGUACUGGAGCACCACAGAUGCUCGCAAGCGCUGUGUGUAUACAUGCAAGAUAGUAGAGUGCCGGCCUCCAGUUGUAGAGCCGGAUAUCAACAGCACUGUUGAACACGAUGAAAAUAGGACCAUCGCUCAUAGUCCAUCAUCUUUAGCAGAAAUUUCAUCUAAAGAAAGUCAUAACACAGCUGAGAAUAUAAGUCCUCCGUCACCAGACCGACCUCCUCAUUCGCAGACCUCUGGUUCCUGUUUUUAUCAUGUCAUCUCCAAGGUCCCUAGGAUUCCAACACCUAGUUAUUCUCCAACACAGAGAGCCCCUGGCUGUCGGCCGUUGCCUUCUGCAGGAAGUCCUACCCCAACCACUCAUGAAAUAGUCACAGUGGGUGAUCCUUUACUCUCCUCUGGACUUCGCAGCAUUGGCUCCAGGCGUCAUAGUACUUCUUCCUUGUCACCCCAGCGAUCUAAACUCCGGAUAAUGUCUCCAAUGAGAACUGGGAGUACUUACUCCAGGAAUAGUGUUUCCUCAGUCUCCACCGUGGGGACUGCUACAGAUCUUGAGUCAAGUACCAAAGCAGUCGAUCAUGUCUUAGGUCCACUGAAUUCAAAUACUAAUUUAGGACAGAACACUCCCACCUCUUCAAAUUUGCAAAGGACAGUGGUUACUAUGGGCACUAAAACCAGUCACUUGGAUGGAUCUUCAUCUUCAGAAAUGAAGCAUUCCACUGCUUCAGACUUGGCAUCCAAGAGCUCCUCUUUGAAGGGAGAGAAGACCAAAAUGCUAAGUUCCAAGAGUUCGGAGGGAUCUGCACAUAACGUGGCUUACCCUGGCAUUCCUAAACUGGCCCCACAGGUUCAUAAUACAACAUCUGGAGAAUUAAAUGUUAGUAAAAUCAGCACUUAUGUUGAACACUCUUCGGCACCGUUUUCUUCUAAAGAGACCCUCUCCUUCCCACCAGUCCAUUUGAGAGGGCAAAGGAACGAUCGAGACCAACAUACAGAUUCUAACCAAUCAGCUAAUCCCCCUCCCAGUGAAGAUACUGAAGUCAAAACCUUGAAGCUCUCUGGAGUAAGCAACAGAUCAUCCAUUACCAAUGAACAUGUGGGAUCUAGUUCCAGAGACAGGAGACAGAAAGGGAAAAAAUCUAGUAAAGAAACUUUCAAAGAAAAGCAUUCCAGUAAAUCUUUUUUGGAACCUGGUCAGGUGACGACUGGUGAAGAAGGAAACCUGAAGCCAGAGUCUGUGGAUGAAGUUUUGACUCCUGAGUUUAUGGGACGACCAUGUAAUAAUGUUUCUUCUGAUAAGAUUGGGGACAAAGCUCUUUCUGUUCCAGGAGUCCCCAAAGCUCCAUCCAUGCAAGUAGAAGGAUCUGCCAAGGAAUUACAGACACCCCGGAAACGCACAGUUAAAGUAACACUGACACCUCUAAAAAUGGAAAGUGAGAGUCAGUCCAAGAAUACCCUGAAAGAAAGUAGUCCUGUUUCCCCUUUGCAAAUAGAGUCAGCAUCUCCAACAGAACCGAUUUCAGCCUCCGAAAGUCCAGGAGAUGGCCCAGUGGCCCAACCAAGCCCCAAUAAUACCUCAUCUCAAGAUUCUCAAAGUAACAACUAUCAGAAUCUUCCAGUACAGGACAGAAACCUAAUGCUUCCAGAUGGCCCCAAACCUCAGGAGGAUGGCUCUUUCAAGAGGAGAUAUCCCCGUCGUAGUGCCCGAGCACGUUCUAACAUGUUCUUUGGGCUCACCCCACUCUAUGGAGUAAGAUCCUAUGGUGAAGAAGACAUUCCGUUCUACAGCAGCUCAACUGGGAAGAAGCGAGGCAAGAGGUCGGCUGAAGGACAGGUGGAUGGGGCUGACGACUUAAGCACUUCAGAUGAAGAUGACUUAUACUAUUACAAUUUCACCAGAACAGUGAUUUCUUCAGGUGGAGAGGAACGGCUGGCAUCUCAUAAUUUAUUCCGGGAGGAGGAACAAUGUGAUCUUCCAAAAAUCUCACAGUUGGAUGGUGUUGAUGAUGGGACAGAGAGUGACACUAGUGUCACAGCCACAACAAGGAAAAGCAGCCAGAUUCCAAAAAGAAAUGGUAAAGAAAAUGGAACAGAGAACUUGAAGAUUGAUCGACCUGAAGAUGCUGGUGAGAAAGAACAUGUCAUCAAGAGUUCUGUUGGCCACAAAAAUGAGCCGAAGAUGGAUAACUGCCACUCUGUAAGCAGAGUGAAAACACAGGGGCAGGAUUCCUUGGAAGCUCAGCUCAGCUCAUUGGAGUCGAGCCGCAGAGUCCACACAAGCACCCCCUCGGACAAGAAUUUACUGGACACUUAUAAUCCUGAGCUCCUGAAAUCUGAUUCAGAUAAUAACAACAGUGAUGACUGCGGGAAUAUCCUGCCCUCAGACAUUAUGGACUUUGUUCUAAAGAAUACUCCAUCCAUGCAGGCGCUGGGUGAGAGCCCAGAGUCCUCUUCAUCAGAGCUCCUGAAUCUUGGCGAAGGCUUGGGUCUUGACAGUAAUCGUGAAAAAGACAUGGGUCUUUUUGAAGUCUUUUCUCAGCAGUUGCCACCCACAGAACCUGUGGACAGCAGUGUCUCUUCCUCUAUCUCAGCAGAGGAGCAGUUCGAGUUGCCCCUGGAGCUGCCAUCUGAUCUCUCUGUCCUGACCACCCGGAGUCCCACUGUCCCUAGCCAGAAUCCCAGUAGACUAGCUGUAAUCUCAGACUCAGGAGAGAAGAGAGUAACUAUCACAGAAAAAUCUGUGGCCUCCUCUGAAGGUGACUCAGCCCUGCUGAGUCCAGGAGUAGAUCCAACCCCUGAAGGCCACAUGACUCCUGAUCACUUUAUCCAAGGACACAUGGAUGCGGACCACAUCUCCAGCCCUCCUUGUGGUUCAGUGGAGCAAGGUCAUGGCAACAAUCAGGAUUUAACUAGAAACAGUAGCACCCCUGGCCUUCAGGUACCUGUUUCCCCUACCGUUCCUAUCCAGAACCAGAAAUAUGUGCCCAAUUCUACUGAUAGUCCUGGCCCAUCUCAGAUUUCUAAUGCAGCUGUCCAGACCACUCCACCCCACCUGAAACCAGCCACUGAAAAACUCAUUGUUGUUAACCAGAACAUGCAGCCACUUUAUGUUCUCCAAACUCUUCCAAAUGGAGUGACCCAAAAAAUCCAAUUGACCUCUUCUGUUAGUUCUACACCCAAUGUGAUGGAGACAAAUACUUCAGUAUUGGGGCCCAUGGGAGGUGGUCUCACCUUGACCACAGGACUAAAUCCAAGCUUGCCAACUUCUCAACCUUUGUUCCCUCCUGCUAGCAAAGGAUUGCUCCCCAUGCCUCAUCACCAGCACUUACAUUCCUUCCCUGCAGCUACUCGAAGUAGUUUCCCACCUAAUAUCAGCAGUCCUCCUUCAGGUCUACUUAUUGGGGUUCAGCCUCCUCCAGAUCCCCAACUUUUGGUUUCAGAAGCCAGCCAGAGGACAGACCUCAGUACCACAGUAGCCACUCCAUCCUCUGGACUCAAGAAAAGACCCAUAUCUCGUCUUCAGACCCGAAAGAAUAAAAAACUUGCUCCCUCUAGUACCCCUUCAAACAUUGCCCCUUCUGAUGUGGUUUCUAAUAUGACAUUGAUUAACUUCACACCCUCCCAGCUUCCAAAUCAUCCCAAUCUGUUAGAUCUGGGGUCACUUAAUACUUCAUCUCACCGAACUGUCCCCAACAUCAUAAAAAGGUCUAAAUCUGGCAUCAUGUAUUUUGAACAGGCACCCCUGUUACCACAGAGUGUGGGAGGAACUGCUGCCACGGCGGCUGGCACAUCAACCAUAAGCCAGGAUACUGGCCACCUCACAUCAGGGCCUGUGUCUGGCUUGGCAUCCGGUUCCUCCGUCUUGAAUGUUGUAUCCAUGCCAACAACAACAGCCCCUACAAGUAGUGCAUCAGUUCCAGGACAUGUUGCAUUAACCAACCCGAGGUUGCUUGGUGCCCCAGAUAUUGGCUCAAUCAGCAAUCUUUUAAUCAAAGCUAGCCAGCAGAGCCUGGGGAUUCAGGACCAGCCUGUGGCUUUACCACCAAGUUCAGGAAUGUUUCCACAGCUGGGGACAUCACAGACUCCCUCUACUGCUGCGAUGACAGCAGCAUCUAGCAUCUGUGUGCUCCCCUCUACUCAGACCACGGGCAUAACAGCUGCUUCCCCUUCUGGGGAGGCAGGAGAACACUAUCAGCUUCAGCACGUGAACCAGCUCCUUGCCAGCAAAACUGGACUUCUCUCCUCCCAGCGUGAUCUUGAUUCUGCUCCAGGGACCCAGGGAUCCAACUUUACCCAAACAGUAGAUGCUCCUAACAGCAUGGGGCUAGAGCAGAAUAAGGCUUUAUCCUCAGCUAUGCAAGCCAGCUCAGCCUCUCCUGGAGGCUCUCCAUCCUCCGGACAGCAGUCAGCAAGCCCCUCAGUGCCGGGUCCCACUAAACCCAAACCAAAAAUCAAACGGAUUCAGCUGCCUUUGGACAAAGGGAAUGGCAAGAAGCACAAGGUUUCCCAUUUGCGGACCAGUUCUGAAGCACACAUUCCAGACCAAGAAGCCAACACGACACCCCUGACCUCAGUCACAGGGACUCCGGGAGCAGAGCCGGAGCAGCAAGAUACAGCUAAUGUGGAACAGUCAUCACAGAAGGAGUGUGGGCAGCCCGCAGGGCAAGUGGCUGCUCUUCCUGAGAUUCAGAUGACGCAAAAUCCAACAAAUGAACAAGAAAGUACAGAACCAAAAACAGUGGAAGAAGAAGAAAGUAACUUUAGCUCUCCACUGAUGCUUUGGCUCCAACAAGAACAGAAGCGGAAGGAAAGCAUUGCUGAGAAAAAGCCUAAGAAAGGACUUGUUUUUGAAAUUUCAAGUGAUGAUGGCUUUCAGAUCUGUGCGGAAAGUAUUGAAGAUGCCUGGAAGUCACUGACAGAUAAAGUCCAGGAAGCUCGAUCAAAUGCCCGCCUAAAGCAGCUCUCAUUUGCAGGUGUUAACGGUUUGAGGAUGCUGGGGAUUCUCCACGAUGCAGUUGUGUUCCUGAUUGAGCAGCUGUCUGGUGCCAAGCACUGUAGGAAUUACAAAUUCCGUUUCCACAAACCAGAGGAGGCCAAUGAACCCCCGCUGAACCCUCACGGCUCAGCCAGGGCUGAAGUCCACCUUAGGAAGUCAGCAUUUGACAUGUUUAACUUCCUGGCUUCUAAACAUCGGCAGCCUCCUGAAUACAACCCCAACGAUGAGGAAGAGGAGGAGGUUCAGCUCAAGUCUGCUCGGAGGGCAACUAGUAUGGAUCUGCCAAUGCCCAUGCGUUUCCGGCACUUAAAAAAGACUUCUAAGGAGGCAGUCGGUGUCUACAGGUCUCCCAUCCAUGGCCGGGGUCUUUUUUGUAAGAGAAACAUUGAUGCAGGUGAGAUGGUGAUCGAGUAUGCUGGCAAUGUCAUCCGUUCCAUCCAGACUGACAAGCGAGAAAAGUAUUAUGACAGCAAGGGCAUUGGUUGCUACAUGUUCCGAAUUGAUGACUCCGAGGUGGUGGACGCCACCAUGCAUGGAAACGCUGCACGCUUCAUCAAUCACUCAUGUGAGCCUAACUGCUACUCUCGGGUCAUCAAUAUUGAUGGGCAGAAGCACAUUGUCAUCUUUGCCAUGCGCAAGAUCUACCGAGGGGAAGAACUCACUUAUGACUAUAAGUUCCCCAUUGAGGAUGCCAGCAACAAGCUACCCUGCAACUGUGGCGCCAAGAAAUGCCGGAAGUUCCUAAACUAAAGCUGCUCUUCUCCCCCAGUGUUGGCGUACUAGGACCCAGGGCCAUCCAAAGCAAUGUUGAAGGCCUUUGCCAGCAGCUAGGAGUUCCAGGAUUGAGUGGGCACAGUUGAGGGGCCUCCAUGAUGGCUGAGCUCCCGUAUGUCCCAUCUUCACAUAUACAUGUGAUCAUAGUCCUGGAGGGAGAGAUGAGGUCUCGAAGAAAACAUCCCUGAUGGGCUUUCUACUGGGGCCCUUCUGAUUGUAUGCCAUUAAAAAGUGGGAAAUGGGGUCCCUAGCAGACUUGCCUGGAAGGAGCCUAUAGAGGGUUAGUUACGUUGGGAGAUUGGGCCUGAGCAUCUCCUCAGAGAGAAGUUGCCAUCCUUGCCUUGGCCCUUUCCCAGGCACUAAAAGCGAGGGGUCAGGCAAAGCCCCAAACAUAGGGUUGGUUGGAUACCUGAGAGUUGGCCAGCCGGGCCCAGCGUGUAGCCGUCUGUUGAACAAACAGAGAAGGUCUGGUGGUUUUCCCUACUAUCCUCCCCCUUGAGAGUUCACUUCUGGUUGGGAGACAGGAUUCUUAGCACCUUUGGUGUCAAAAGGUUGUCUUGGGGUUGUGCCAAUUAAUUACCAAACAUUGAGCCUGUGGGCUUUAAGUGGGAGUGUUAUCCCCAGGAGCCUUAUCUCAGCCAGUAACCUUUCUUGACAAUAGGAGCGGCUUCCCUCUCAUUCCUUCUCUUCACUCCACUCUCUUCCUUUCCCCCCUCUUCAUCCCACUGCUUUCCCAUUCUUUCUGGGUGGUAGGGGAGAGUCACUCCCUGCUCAAGGACACUCCCUGUUGGGCACAGUCUGUGCCCUGAGCCUGUAAGCACUGCCAGUGGGGAAGUGGACAGGAGCCAGUGGCCAUGACCAGACAGAAUUUGGAGAAGUUUUCAUAGAGCUCCACUGAGAGUUUUAAAGAAAUAUAUGUAGCAUGAUUUUUUAGAAGAGGAAAAAGAUUAUUUAAAUAGGAUUUGAAUCAUGCAACAACCAGAGUAUCACAACCAGGAUGACCCUGGGCCCCAUUCUUAGGACAUGCUAACUUUAUUUUCCCCUUGUUAAGACAUAGGAAGACUGAAUUUUUAAAUGGUCAGUGUCCAGUUGAAGGCAGAACACUAAUCAGACUUCAAGGCCCAAAACUUGGGGACUAGACCACCGAGUAUUGAGGGAACUCUGCCACCUGCGCAAAAUCCAUGGAUACAGUAAAUUAAAUGACACUACUGCCCUGAUUACUCCUUAGGAUGUGGUCAAAACAGCAUCAAAUGUUUCUUCUCUUCCUUUCCCCAAGACAGUGUCCUGAACCUGUUAAAUUAAGUCAUUGGAUUUUACUCUGUUCUGUUUACAGUUUACUAUUUAAGGUUUUAUAAAUGUAAAUAUAUUUUGUAUAUUUUUCUAUGAGAAGCACUUCAUAGGGAGAAGCACUUAUGACAAGGCUAUUUUUUAAACCGCGGUAUUAUCCUAAUUUAAAAGAAGAUCGGUUUUUAAUAAUUUUUUAUUUUCAUAGGAUGAAGUUAGAGAAAAUAUUCAGCUGUACACACAAAGUCUGGUUUUUCCUGCCCAACUUCCCCCUGGAAGGCGUACUUUUUGUUGUUUAACGUGUAGCUUGUUUGUGCCCUGUUGACAUAAACGUUUCCUGGGUUUGCUCUUUGACAAUAAAUGGAAAAGGAAGGUCACCCAGCUCCAUUGGGCCACUCCCCUCCUUCUCAUAUUGAAGCUCCUCAAAGGCCGUGGUAGUAUCUGACACAGCAGUUCUCCUCUUCUUUCUGCACUGUCUCUCUCCUUUCUGGCACUUGCUCGGAGUGGUAAGAGGUGGUAAGCUACGUUUCCCUCAUCUUUCCUACUUCAGAGUUAGCAACCAAGUUGAAUGGCAACCCGACAUUUUCCAUCACCAUCUGCCUCAUCGGUCACCUAGCUCCCUUUCCCUCUGCCCACCAAGUCCUCAUACCUGCAAAGAACCCAUGGAUCCCCCUGUGCCCUCUUUUGGGGCAGCUCGUUGAAACUGAAGCACAGUCUGACCACUCACGAUAAAGCAGAUUUUUCUCUGCCUCUGUUAGCCGCAAGGUUUCAGAGCACUGUAGUCCAGUAGAGGGCAGGGCACCCUUUUCUCGCCACAAGCCCAUUCCUCUGGAAGUCUAGCAAAGCAAUACGACUCAGUCCAGCGCCCUCUGCCCCGGGACUCACGGCUCUGCUGUGCCUUCCAUCCUGGGCUCCCUGUUCUUCCAUGACCUUAAGAACUUUGUCUGGUGGCUUUGCUGGAACAGUUUUCACUGUCAUGCAGGGAGCCCAGCACUGUGGCCAGGAUGGCAGUGACUUCCUUGUCAUCAUGGAGAAGUGCCAGCAGGGGACUGGGGAAAAGCACUCUACCCAGACCUCACCUCCCUUCCUCCUUUUGCCCAUGAACAAGAUACAGUGGCCCUAGGGGUUCCACUAGUGUCUGGUUUCCUUUAUUAUUGCACUGUGUGAGGUUUUUUUGUAAAUCCUUUUAUUCCUUUUUUUUUAAAAAAAGAAAAAAACCUUAAGCUGCAUUUGUUACUGAAAUGAUUAAUGCACUGAUGGGUCAUGAAUUCACCUUGAGAAGGACCCAAAGGCCAGUCAGGGGGUGGGGGAAACUCAGCUAAAUAGACCUAGUUACUGCCCUGCUAGGCCAUGCUGUACUGUGAGCCCCCUCCUCAUUCUCUUCCUACCAACCCCCAACCCUGAGGCCAGGGGAGGAGCCCACAUCUUUCCUGCCCCUGCCAGCCGCAGAUGGUUUGCCUUGCCUUUCCACUCCCUAACUGUCACCCACAGAAAUGAGUAAUUCCUCUUCUAGCUCAGCCUUGAGUCCAUUGCCAAAAUUCAGCAUACCUGCCAGCAACUUGGGGAAUAAGCUACGGUUUCCCUACAAGAGGGAAAGAAGGUGAAAAACAGCAUAGCUAUCUCCCAGACACCUCGGAGUUUGUUUUCAAAGUGACCAAGGGAAUCUCCGCACAAAAGUGCAGACUGAGGAACUGUGGUGGGUCAUUCCCAAGAAUCCCCCAAGGGGCGUCCCCAAUCCCUAAGGAAUAACAGCUGCAAACCUGGUCAGUUCUCAGUGAGAGAGCCAGCUCACUUACAGCUUUGCUGCUAGAACCUGUUGUGGCUGCAUUUCCUGGUGGCCAGUGACAACUGUGUAACCAGAAGAGCUGCAUGGCGCUGACCCUUUGGCCGGAACUUGGUCCCUUGGCUCCCUCUGUUACCGUCCGCCACCUCCAACACAGCCCCUCCUGUUUUUAGACCAAUAACGAGAAUUAAGGGGGAAGCCCUGGCAGCUAUAUAUGUUUUCAACCAGACUCCUUUGCCGGGAUCCAGUCCACCACCCCGCUUGCCUCUGUCAAACCUCCCGGCCAACGCAGUGAAGCACCAUGCAGCUCCCUUGAUAUAAAAAAAUACAACAACAAAAAAAAACAAAAAAAAAUCUUUUAAUGAAUGUAUCUUUCUAAAGGACUGACGUUCAAUCAAAUAUCUGAAAAUACUAAAGGUCAAAACCUUGUCAGAUGUUAACUUUUAAGUUUGAUUUGAGAUUUUUUAAAAUAGAAAUCAAGUUUGGUUUUUUUGGUUUUUUUUUUUUAAAGGAAAAGCGGGUCAUUGCAAAGGGCUGGGUGUAAUUUUAUGUUUCAUUUCCUUCAUUUUAAAGCAAUACAAGGUUAUUGAGCAGAUGGUUUUGUGCCGAAUCAUGAAUACCAGUCAAGUCUCACACUCUGAAAACUUGCAACUUUUUUGUUUUGGUUUUCAAAUAAAUAUAAAUAUGAUAUAUAUAGGAACUAAUAUAGUAAUGCACCAUGUAACAAAGCCUAGUUCAGUCCAUGGCUUUUAAUUCUCUUAACACUAUAGAUAAGGAUUGUGUUACAGUUGCUAGUAGUGGCAGGAAAAUGUCAGUCUGGCGCUCCUCUGAUCCCCCGAAAUGGGGGGAACCCAAACCAUAAAGGGAUGGUGAAACAGUCCAUCCUGAGGGUCAGAGGAAAAUGCAGAAAUGGUGUCACCUGGAUUUUUUUCUGCCCAUGAAUGUUGCCAGUCAGUACCUGUACUCCUUGUUUCUCUAUUUUUGGUUAUGAAUGUUGGGGUUACCACCUGCAUUUAGGGGAAAAUUGUGUUCUGUGCUUUCCUGGUAUCUUGUUCCGAGGUACUCUAGUUCUGUCUUUCAACCAAGAAAAUAGACUUGUGGUGUUUCUUUUAUUGAACUUUUAACAAUCUCUUUAGUAAAUACAGGUAGUUGAAUAAUUGUUUCAAAAGCUCAACAGAUGACAAGCUUCUUUUCUAGAAAUAAGACAUUUCUUGACAACUUUAUCAUGUAUAACAGAUCUUUUGGGUUUUUUUCCUUGUGUUCUUCCAAGCUUCUGGUUAGAGAAAAAGAGAAAAAAAAAAAAAAAAGGAAAAAAUGUGUCUAAAGUCCAUCAGUGUUAACUCCCUGUGACAGGGAUGAAGGAAAAUACUUUAAUAGUUCAAAAAUAAUAAUGCUGAAAGCUCUCUACGAAAGACUGAAUGUAAAAGUAAAAAGUGUACAUAGUUGUAAAAAAAAAGGAGUUUUUAAACAUGUUUAUUUUCUAUGCACUUUUUUUUAUUUAAGUGAUAGUUUAAUUAAUAAACAUGUCAAGUUUAUUGCUGCA
Messenger RNA from Equus quagga, 16787 nucleotides. RefSeq names its product lysine methyltransferase 2A (gene KMT2A). Lineage: Eukaryota; Metazoa; Chordata; Mammalia; Perissodactyla; Equidae. Bases 148 to 12153 code for a protein of 4001 amino acids. Gene Ontology annotation, cellular component: nucleus; histone methyltransferase complex. The record is from RefSeq and is a predicted model, not a curated record. The transcript is spliced from 37 exons. Gene Ontology annotation, molecular function: histone H3K4 methyltransferase activity; DNA binding; protein binding. Gene Ontology annotation, biological process: positive regulation of DNA-templated transcription.